AUGGAUUCAUUCCUCUGUGAUCGAUACACGCAGUUUCCCAGUCUCAACUAUGGGACUGAGGCCGUCCCUUCGCAAGCCUCUGCUACUUGGAAGCUGGACAAUAUCAUCGAUCUCGACAGACUGAUUCUCGCAUGGGCGUCUAUAUUGAGUCGUUUGAGUGAAGAAGAAUCCCCAGUCAUCCAAAUUGAUGGAGCCGCCGCGAGAAUACAUCUAGAAGGUGGCCAUAUAGAGAGUGUCCAGAUUGAAAAAUCGGGCAAUUCAGGUAGCCAUACUGCAAUAGUCACUUCGGAUACCCCUAUUACCAGCGAACGAUGUCAGCUAGAAAUCAGGUAUACCCCGCACCAACUAAAUGGGUCAAUUACAUCUAGAGGCUGUACCAGUGUCAGGUACCUGGAUCAGCUUGCUAGAAAUCUAGAGAGCCUUCUACGAGAGCCUCUACCCCUCUCAAUAGUCAAUCCAACGCCUUUGAUCUUACCAGGCCCUCAUCUUUUCCAUGAAAUGGUUCGUCACACUGGCAACGAGCCAGCAAUUUCGUUUCUUAAUGAAAGUGGCGAAGUAGAAGAUUUAAGUUAUGAGAUGCUUCACUAUCUCUCGGAGCAACUGGCGUCUCACCUGGUACACAUCCUAGCCUCUCUUCCACCCCCAGGACAGCACGGAAAGAUCAUACCUGUGCUUCUCCCCCAAUCACUAGACCUAUAUGUGGCGUGGUUGGCGAUUUUAAAGGCCGGUGCCGCUGUUUGCCCAUUAAACCUUGAUACCCCGACGGAACGGCUUAAUUUCAUUGUUGGAGAUGUCGAUGCUCGCGUUGUCGUCACCAAUGAGGGGCUUACCAGUGCCUUCCAAAAUAUCGAAACUUCAAUCACUAUAGUAAAAAUGGAAGAGAGCAAGACCUUUGCGCCAGGCUGUCUUUCUGGCGUGGAUGUUUGCAAUGAAGAUUUGGCAUACGUCAUGUAUACUUCUGGCUCUACAGGACUGCCUAAAGGAGUGGGAAUAUCGCACCAGGCUGCUGUGCAAGCGUUGCUAGCACAUGAUGAAAUAAUCCCUGGCUUCAGGAGAUUCCUUCAAUUUGCAGCUCCUACAUUUGAUGUCUCUGUUUUUGAGAUAUUCUUCCCCCUUUUCAGGGGUGUUACCCUCGUGGGUUGUAACAGACGUUUGAUGCUAAACGAUCUCCCCGGUAUCAUCAACCAACUGAAUGUUGACGCUGCUGAACUUACUCCAACAGUCUGUGGAGAACUUCUCCAAUCUCGAGAUGCUGUGCCGUGUCUUAAACUUUUGUUGACAAUCGGCGAGAUGUUGACAAGACAUGUGGUCGACGAAUUCGGUUCUUCGGAGGAUAAACCUGGAUUAUUGCACGGAAUGUAUGGACCUACAGAAGCGACUAUCCAUUGCACUGCUGUCUCUUCAGUUCGUGCCGGCUCGCUUGUUGGAAACAUUGGUACACCUUUCAAAACCGUCUCUGCUUUCAUCAUUUCUAUGGACCACAUCGUUGGUCAGGAACCAGUGAUACUACCUGUUGGUCAUGUCGGCGAGCUUGUGAUUGGAGGUCCACAGCUUGCUAGGUACUACCUUAACCGGCCGACCGAGAAUCGAAAUGCUUUUAUUGAUUCUAAAACAUAUGGACGGUUAUACAGGACCGGAGACAAGGCACGUCUACAUCCCAAUGGUGAACUCCAAUGCAUGGGUCGUAUAUCUACGGGACAGGUCAAACUUAGAGGUCAACGAAUCGAGCUUGGGGAGAUUGAGAACGUGCUCUUGAAAAAUCAAUACGUGAGAAACGCCGCCGCCUGUGUUAUUCAGGGAGCUCUCGUUGCUUUCCUAUCGGCGGACGUCGCACAUUGUACUUCCAGAGAUCUGCAGUUGACCUGCCGACGAUCCCUGCCGAAAUUUAUGAUCCCUGGGAACUUCGUCAUCCUAAAUAAGCUUCCUCGCCUCCCAUCUGGUAAAAUUGACAGGAAAGGUCUAGAGGCGGAAUACAUACUAUCAAAGGGCGUCGAUCAAACAGAUCUAGCUGAGCCAGCAGGAGACAUCGAACAGAAGAUCUCCGUAUCCCUCAACUUGCUUCUGGAGUCACCCAUUACCCCAACAGCAAGCCUUGCGUCAGCCGGCCUUGAUUCUCUAAGGGCUAUUCACCUUGCAUCCUCUUUACGGAAGGAGGGAGUCUUUCUGAACGCCUUGGAUAUCCUAGAAGCCGACUCUAUCCGCAAGAUGGCUGCCCUCGUCUUGAAGACACAACCUGAGAUGACUAUGAUUCCCACUGAAAGUGAGCCAUUAAAGAUGUGGAAUACGAUCAUCCAACAGGGGCACGAAAUGUUGAAGCUUACUGAGAAUUUACAGCAACCAACAGAUAUAAUUCCAUGCAGCCCAAUACAGACUGGAAUGCUUUUGGAAACGAAGUUAAAUCCUAAGACAUAUUUUAAUUCUGUUGAACUGCAGUUCGAUCGUGGCAUUUCUCUAGAAGGCGUUAAAAGUGCAUUUAUAAGCACUGCUCUACAAAACGAAGUUUUGAGAUCAGGGUUUAUUGAAAUAGACUUUCCUGGAUUCCCAUACGCCCAGGUCGUUUGGGAGAGUCUUCAUCCCGACCAAAUCAUAGAGUCGAAGAUUUUUGACCAUAACUUAGAGUUGCAGAACCAGUGGGAUAUAUUGCAUCCACUCAGAGUUCAACUCUGCGUCAUUGAUGGGCAACCCAAAGCUCUGGUUCAUAUCCAUCAUUCGUUGUAUGAUGGCUGGUCCUGGGAUCAGAUUAUGUGGGACUUGGCCUCAGCACUUGAGAAUAAACAAAUAACUCAGCGGCCACAAUACCGACUCUUCACCCUUUUCCACAUAAAUAAUCAUUCCUCCGAAAUUCGCGAGCAAGCUUUAAAUUAUUGGCAGUCUCAUCUCCAGGGCUCUACACCUUGUCUGUGGCCUAAUUUUCAAGAUAGAUCUGAUCUUCCAAAAGUCACCCAGGUUAUUGAGCGUCAGUUCAAUAUUGACAUAGACCAGCUUGAUUCUUUCGUUCGGGAUUUCCGAAUAGGUCGACAAAUCAUAUUCCAGGCAGCCAUUGGAUAUCUACUUUCGGCAUACAAUGGUACUUCGGAUAUUAUCCUUGGGAACGUAUCUGCUGGCCGUACCCUUCCUAUAGAUGGCAUUGAAAGCAUUGUGGGACCGUGCAUCUCGACGCUUCCUCUAAGACUUAAUCUCCAAAAAGCUCGAACUGUCCGUGAUCUACUUGCAAUUCUUCAUGGGUUGAAUAGAAAGUCUCUUGUUCACGGAUUUGUUCCCCUUCGAGACGUAAAACAAGUCUCCGGAAUUAAUACGGCUGAUCAGUUAUUUGAUACCCUUUUUGUUUGGCAAGAUAGCUUCACCACUAUCUGUGGACCAAUAGCCCAGGUCGCGUCGAGGGAUUUCCUUGAGUUCACAUUGACUACUGAACUGGGAAUUCAAGAUGGCAAAAUCCGAGCAAAGGCGACUUUCGAAGAAUCGAUCCUCCCGGAAAGCCACGUAGUGAUAUUUUUGAAACAAAUCGAAAGUAUAGCCAUGACUUUCCUUGAGUCUGCCGAUAGGCUAUUAGAGGACAUUCCAUCCCAUCUUCCGAAGUCUCUGCUUUCAAUGGAGAAUACUCUUCCACCGCCCUUGAAAUAUGUUCCUGGUCUAUCUGAGUCGGUUGAAGAGCUCGCAAAAAUAGACUCAGAGAGGAUUGCUGUCGAAUUUCUAGAUUCUUUAGACCCGGAAACAGGAGAUAAAGCUAUAAAAACACUGACAUAUUCGGAAUUGGAUGCACAAUCCAACAAGCUUGCUAGUCAACUCCGGAAUCUUGGCGUUGUUGAAGGUAAUUUGGUUGCAAUAUGCCUCGAGAAAUCACUUGAGCUUUACAUCUCUAUUCUCGCUGUCAUCAAAUCAGGAGCUGGAUAUGUGCCCAUGACACCACAAACGCCCAUAAAUCGAGUGAAGCACAUUAUUCAAGAAGCAAGCUGCCGCAUUUGCAUUGCCGAUAGUGAAAUUCUGGUCCAACUAUCAGAUCUCCCAAACACUAGGACAAUACUGGCCAAAAACCAAAUGUUGAUGCAGAAUGCUCUAUAUGAGUUUCCAAAAGCUCCUGGAUCUUCCCCUGCAUACGCAGUAUUCACAUCUGGGACCACUGGUACGCCAAAGGGCGUCCUUAUUUCACGUUUUAACCUGGAGAGUAACAUUGCUGUUUUGUCGGCACUAUAUCCUGAUUUUCCUGAAUCAAGAUUGCUUCAAGCAUGUUCUCAUGCUUUUGAUGUCUCUGUGUUUGAAAUAUUUUUUGCCUGGAGCAGAGGAAUGACCUUAUGUUCUGCAAAGAACGAUGUAUUGUUCAGGGACAUUGAACACGCAAUUCGCAUCUUGCGGAUUACUCACCUUAGCAUGACUCCAACCGUUGCUGCUCUUGUGAGAGCGAAUAACGUGCCGCUGGUUAAAUUUCUUGUCACUGCCGGUGAAGCACUGACACCAAAAGUUCUGAUGGAUUGGGCGGGGAAAGGCCUAUGGCAAGGGAGACCACUUCCGAACACGUCUGCGUUCGUACUCGCGGAAGGAGAACGGUUUUCUCUUGUCCCACGAGGAGCCAUAGGUGAGCUUUGUUUUGGUGGGGAUCAAGUGGGUAUUGGAUAUUUGAACAUGGAAGACCUCACACGACAGAAGUUUUUAGUCCAUGAAAAAUAUGGGCGGAUUUACAAAAGUGGCGACUAUGGAAGACUCCUCCCUGAUGGCUCAAUUGCCUUUGUAGGUCGCCGCGAUGACCUAGUAAAAAUUCGAGGCCAGCGCAUUGAACUGGGCGAAAUUACUAGUAUUUUGAUGACCCAUGAAAGUGUUAAGGAUUGCGCAACGAUCUUGUGUGAUUCCAACAAUGGAGACUGUGGAGACAGCAAACAGUUGAUAUCGUUUUGGGUCCCUGAAAAUAUCAAUAUCGACGGACUUGGGCAGCAUGAAAAUUCUCAUAUUUUCCAGCAACUUUUUGACUAUAUAGGCGAUCAUUUGCCUAGUUAUAUGAUCCCAUCCUUCCUCAUACCAAUAAGUCAUAUUCCCAUGACAACCGUCGGAAGAAAGAUUGAUAAGGAAGCCUUGAAGUAUAUGUACUUAAGCGCUAAUCCAACGCUUCUUGAUGUGUAUUCGCGUGGGGAGAAAGAAGAACAUACCCAGGAAAAUCUGACUGACAAUGAAGCGAAGGUCGCGGAACUUGUUGCACAAGUUACGGGAGUCUCGACGAAAGAAAUAGGGCGACAUACCUCCUUUUACCGACUAGGUUUUGACUCGGUGAUAGCAAUCGCUUUCUCCAGGGAACUAAAACUUGCCGGUUUCGGGCAGAUUGACAUCUCUGUUAUUAUGAAAAAUGAUUCCAUCACUCGACUUACGAGGAAGAUGUCGCAGAAUACUGAAGCCCAGAUGCCAGGCUUAGAAUCCAUUCCAGCAUUUAAUCAUCUCUUCAGUCCAGGCCUAAUAAGCAAAAUCAAGGAUGAAGCUUCUGCGCAUGGGGUCAACGUCACCAAAAUUUUGCCGUGUACUUCGUUACAAGAAGGCAUGCUUUCUGGCAUAUCCACCGGCAAUGAUGCGUCAUACUACAACCAUUUGGUUUUCGAAAUCAACAUGAACAUCGAGCUCUUAAAGAUGGCCUGGAUGAAAAUGGUUGCGAGGCAUGACAUUCUAAGAACUUGGUUCCAGCAAACUGAUGACGCUCGGUUUCCAUUCGUUCAAGUCGUUCUGGAGCGGCUUGAUAUUGCAUGGCGAUCAAUUGAAUGCCCAAUCGCCGAUGCACCCUCGACCCUGGAAAGAAGCAAGCUCUCAGUCGCUGUCAAAGAGGGGCCGCAUUCACUCUAUUCGUUUACUGUAUUACAGUGUGUUGAUUCUCCAAAGGUUUUCCUACUCUUAUCAAUACACCAUGCUCUAUACGAUGGUGAAGCAAUGGAAGUCCUCUUGCAAGAGGUCCAAGAUUGCGUGCUUGAGCAUCAACUUCCACCUGUCGUCCCUUUUGAUCUCUAUCUUCACGAGAUGAUCGAUGUCAACAGUGAUUCAACAGACCAGUUCUGGAGCAAUUACCUGAAGGACUUUACUCCUACCUUAUUCACAUCACCCUCCUCUCUAGUUAAGGGAAGCCCGAAAAUGAAUCGAUCGACUUCCCACAUACCUAGCUCAAGCUUUACUGAGGUUUGCAAUGCAUGCAAGAGCUCGUCUGUAACCACCCUGAGUUUACUACAGGCAGCCUGGAGUAGACUGAUAUGCUUACUCUCCGGUUCUCCUGAUAUCUGCUUUGGAGAUGUGGUAAAUUGCAGGGGUAUACCUAUCGAUGGGGCCGAAAGAAUAGUCGGCCCAUGCUUCAACACGUUGCCCGUGAGAACAAGCUUGAACGGGAAUAUGACAAACAUAGACUUGAUGAGGAACUUGCAAUUUAACAGAGCAUCCACUCUUCCCUAUCAACUCAGUUCAAUGAGGCGAAUUCAGUCGCGCUUCAGUCAACGAGGCCAGAGGAUUUUCGAUUCAUUGCUCCUGCUACAAGGAAGGCCCCUUCAGUUGAACGAGUCUCUAUGGAGGAUGGUAUCCGAGAAUGGUGUAAUGGACUUCCCUAUUAUAUUUGAAGUCGUACCCAACCCCGAAAGUGAUUCUAUGCAGUUCAUUUUCCACUUUGACGAGGGUCUUGUGCCGACAACGGAUAUAGAUAUCAUCAUUGCAAGUUACCAUGCUAUUCUAACCCAUACACUUCGCUUCCCGGAGGCUAGGGCAAUGGAUUUCUCUCUCGUUGAAUCUGAGGGACAAGUUCCUGGAGGCCUCAGUGUCUUCAGAAAAAUAGGGGAAGGAAAUAGAGAUCAUAAGACCAAUGGAUAUGACGAAUCCGAGGAAUGGGGUGAAGGAUGUCUAGAAAUUCGAGAUCUGCUUUCAGCAAUGUCAAAAAUUGAUAAAAAGCGUAUCAACAUGGAUACGACUAUUUUUGAGCUGGGACUUGACAGUAUCAAUGCUAUUCAGAUAGCUGGACAUUUUAGAAAAGUCGGCUACGAAAUUUCAGCGGCUGAUAUUCUAGAGGGGCCUUCAAUUCGAGAUAUUGCAUUGGUCCUGCAAGGUUCAAAAGCAAACGACUGCGUCGGCCUAACGCUUGAUAGCUUUGACUUCAAUAGCUUCCAAUCAUUGCAUUUAUCCUCUAUCUGCGAUAAGUUAGGAUUAUUGGAAAGUAAUAUUGAAGCUAUCCGACCUUGCACACCGCCGCAAGCAGGUAUGCUUGCCUCGUUCAUAAACUCAGAGGGCUUGCUUUAUUUCAACAGCCUUACGCUGAAAUCUCCGGCACCAUUGAAUCUGAUUGCUCUAAGAUUUGUAUGGGAAAGCGUCAUGGAGAGAAACGAGAUGCUGAGAACUGGAUUCUGUGACGUGAAGGACGACAUAUUCCCAUUCGCGAUGGUGACAUAUCGCCCGGGAGUUAUCGAAUUACCCUGGAAUGAGUGUCUUUCCCCUUCUAAGAGCAUAUCAGACGCGAGACGUGAACAACACCUUAAUGGCAAGAGUAUAUUGAAUCAACUCCACCACCCGCCGUGGUUCCUUACCGUUAAACCUUGCAGUGGCUCCACGCUCAUGCAACUUUCAGCCCAUCACGCUCUCUACGACGCUCAUUCAAUGAACCUUAUACUCUCAGAAGUGAUAAAUGUUUAUAAUGGAUCUACCUUACCGCCAGCGAUUCCGGUGUCUUCGGUCCUGGGUUACAUUGUCGAGAAGUUUCAAUCCCCUGAAUCAGAGAGUUAUUGGAGCGAGGUGGGCCCUUCGUUCAGUGCUACGAAAUUCCCAGACAUGAAUCCUCUCCAUGCUAAGGUAAACGAUACCCGUUUCCUUUCCCGAGACUGUUCGUUUACCAUGGAGAAACUACAAGAAGGCUGCCGUGAGCUUGGAGUUACCUUACAAGCCGUUGGUCAGGCUGCAUGGUCUCGAAUUCUCUCGUCAUACCUGGGAGAGUCUACUGUUACAUAUGGCUUGGUACUCUCUGGUCGAGAUAUCUCUGAACAAGCUCAGGAUACUGCAUUCCCCUGUAUUACGACAGUGCCAGCUCAGCAAAACGUGGAAGCAACGAAUCGGGAACUGCUUCAGCAGAUCAUGAAAUCCAAUGCCAUGGCUGUGAAAUAUCAAUUUACGUCACUGGCAAAGAUUCAGCGUCUGAGUAAAGCAGACUCCCCACUCUUCGAUACUCUUUUCGUUUUCCAAAAGCUGGCCUCCACGGAUAAACAAAACACCCUCUGGGAUGUAGUUGAAGAAAACAGUCAGACUGAAUAUUCUGUGUCUCUUGAGCUGAUCCCGAGUAACGAUACUCUCAAGCUUGCUGUGACCUAUCAAAAUCACAUUCUACCUGACGGCCAGGCCUCCUUGCUCCUUGAUGAACUUGAUUGGUUGCUGACUGAUAUUCUACAAUACCCUGAUUCAACUUCUUCUUCCCUCGACACUGCAAGCCGCUCCAUUGUGUCUGUUUUACCAAGAAAGGAUACUAAAAUUGAUUGCCCAACUCAACUUUUACAUCAGUUUGUAGAAGUUGGAGCAACUAGGCAUCCAUCUAAGGUGGCACUCGAAUUUGCGGAGAGAGUCAAUGGCAAACUAACUACCCAGAGCUGGACUUACAAAGAUUUAGAUGAACAAGGAAAUAGAUACGCAAACCUACUUCACCAUCUCGGUGUGAAACAAGGAACUUUGGUUGGAGUUUCCUUUCAGAAAUGUCCAGAGGCUUACUUCUCAAUACUUGGAGUCCUCAAAGUUGGCUGUGCAUUCUUAGCGAUUGAUCCCAGUGCUCCAAUCGCUCGAAAACAAUUUAUAUUGGAAGAUUCGAAAGCAGAUGUCCUCAUGUGCGGGAUGGGACAGCAAAAUGAGUUAAAAAAUCUGACUGGCAUAAGGCUGGUCGUGGUAAAUGAAGAGGGUCUACUGAACGGAGUGGACUCGACACCUCCAACACUAAGCUUCCCGAUUCACGGUGAUGAAACCUGCUAUUGCUUGUAUACCUCAGGAAGCACAGGUACACCGAAAGGUUGCGAGAUAACUCAUGACAAUGCUGUGCAAGCCAUGCUUUCAUUUCAAAGAUUGUUUGGAGGACAUUGGGAUGAAUCGUCUCGGUGGUUCCAGUUUGCUUCAUUCCACUUCGAUGUCAGCGUUCUUGAGCAAUACUGGACGUGGAGUGUAGGAAUAUGUCUAACAUCUUGCCCUAGAGAUACUCUCUUUGAAGACUUUGCGGGAACCCUUCGUGACUUGUCUAUCACACACAUUGAUUUGACUCCUAGCCUCGCACAGUUAAUACACCCUGAGGAUGUCCCAUCCCUUUGCCGUGGUGUUUUUAUCACAGGGGGCGAAAAGCUAAAGCAAGAGAUCCUUGAACAUUGGGGCCCUCAUGAGGUCAUUUACAAUGGAUAUGGGCCAACCGAAGUCACAAUCGGUUGUACAAUGCUUCCACGGGUCACUUCUUCGGAUAAGCCGACUAAUAUUGGUCCGCAAUUUGAUAAUGUCAGUGGUUAUGUCUUCAAACAGGGUACCAAUACACCCGUUUUACGUGGUGGUAUCGGAGAACUUUGUGUGUCUGGCCCACUUGUUGGCAAAGGUUAUCUGAACAGACCACAAUUGACAGCAGAAAAGUUCCAAUAUAUUGAGACAUAUGGAGAAAGAGUUUACCGAACUGGUGAUUUAGUACGCAUGAUGCAUGAUGGAAGUUUCUGCUUCCUUGGACGUAUUGAUGACCAAGUGAAGCUUCGAGGUCAGAGACUUGAAAUCAAUGAGAUAAACCAUGUGAUAAAAAAUUCCACAGAGGGAGUGGGAGAUGUGGUGACAAUGGUACUCAAACAUCCCACUGCAACUAAGGAGCAAAUAGUGUCUUUCACCACUGUCCUUACUUCUGCUUCCACAGCUUCCUGUCCAGAAGUUGACUUCAGCCCUGAGGCUGGCAGAGUUUUGGAAGCCAUCCGCUUGGAAUGCCGGUCACAUUUACCAGGGUACAUGAUCCCGACUCAUAUUAUCCCGUUAACGAAGUUUCCGUUAUCAUCUAACAACAAAAUUGAUAACGGUCAAUUGAGAGGAAUAUUUGCGUCGAUGGUACUGAGCGAAAUGCAGACAUUGUCCAGUCAUGAGCAGGAAAGCCCAACCGAAGACACGGAUACAAUCAGGGCGAUAAUUCCUAUAUUGUCUAGAUUUACGAAGGUCGAGGAGAAGACAAUCUCAUCAUCUUCAAACAUCUUCGAAUUGGGCCUGGACUCUAUCUUGGUGAUAUCCUUCUCUCGGGCGCUACGGGAAGCUGGCUUUCCAGCUGCCCACCCAUCAGUUGUGAUGAAAUGCUCAACUAUUUCGCUACUAGCUAAGGCUAUUGAAUCUCCUGAUAACAAUGGUGAAGGCGAGAGGCGCCAGUAUGAGGAUGCAAGGCAAAAAAUAGCAGCAUUUGCUCAUAUGCAUAUGUCACACGUGGCAAACGAACUAGAAGUUGCUCCACAGGAUAUCGAAGCCAUCACUCCAUGCACAUCAUUGCAAGAUGGCAUGCUGUACCAAUGUCUGAGGAAUGAAUCUCACCCUUACUUGACAUCAUUCAAGUUUCAGCUUGCACCGCACACCGACAUACCGAUGCUUAAGGAGGCUUGGAAACGAGCACAAGUUUCGUUCCAGUUGCUACGUACAAACUUCCCUCUUACAGAUGAUGGAUACGCUCUCGUUGUCCUUAAGGAGGCAGCCCUACCGUGGUUCGAAUUUGUAAUAUCAAAGGACGAUGAACUUGAAAGUACAGCUGAGAGCCACUUCAAGAAGUGGAACCUUGGUUUCAAUAAUUUCAUGAGCCGAGUCUGGGAAAUCGGUAUCGUCUCCAGCCCAAAACGCAGAUGGAUGUGCCUGAAUAUAUUCCACGGUUUAUACGACGGUGUCAGUCUCCCAAUCAUCCUUGAUGCAGUGAAAAACGAAUACAAUAGCGGACAAAUACCGAGGUCUAUGCCAUUCACCGAAGUACUGCCUCUUGGCCCACUUCGUACUGUGCCUGCUGCUAAAUCGUUCUGGGUCAAACAUCUCGAGGACCUGAGCCAAACGACAAUACCACGGAUACCGCUCCCCGAACCUGGGUCCAGAACUUUGACAAUUCGGAUUGAAGGCUUCCAUGGCAUUGAGGAAACAAGGAGAUCACUAGGCGUUACGGAACAAGCAAUGUUUCAUGCUUGCUGGGUGUAUACGUUCGAGAGGUACUUUAGUUACACCCCGACUAUGGGCAUUGUGGUUUCCGGAAGAUCAUUCGACUCAGAAGACGCUAAUACUGCGGUUGGGCCUUUGUUUAACACUAUUCCUUGCAAUAUUCCGAAGUCCGGUUUCUCGACCUUUUCUGGACUUGUGAAAGCUUGCCAUGACUACUCUGUCUCUGCCCUUCCUUUCCAGCAUACGCCGCUGAGAUCAAUAAUGAAAUGGAUCGGUCGAAGUUCCCAGAGACCUCUGUUUGACGUACUCUUUGUUUUCCAGAAACAAGAAAACACCACCUCUCAAUCAGGGGAGUCGUUAUGGGAACCUGUGGCAUCCUUCGCAGAAGCUGAUUACCCCCUUGCCCUAGAAGUGCAGAGUCAAGGAAGUGGAUCUUUCCAGGUGACGGCCGCGUGUCAAGGAGAUAUCUUGACUUCUGAUGGUAUUUCCGACUUACUCGAAAAUUUCAAGCUAUCUUUACGUAUCUUUGUGGAAGAACCAUUCUCGAAUCUUGGCUUUUCAGGAGAUUCAACCUCCUUGGAGGCUUCGUCGAAGCAGCUUGCCAACAAAGUCAUUGGGGACCCUUCACCCAACGGCACUGCCUCGUUUCAAUGGAGUCAAGCAGCUUCAUUGCUGAGGCAAGAGAUUGCUAAAUUAGCAAACCUCGAUGUGUCGGAAAUAAAUGAGGACUCCUCAAUCCUUGAAGUUGGCUUGGAUAGCAUAGAUGCCAUCAAACUCUCCUCUCGCCUGAAGCGUGACCACAUAGAUUUGUCCGUGGGCAAUAUCAUGCGAAAUAGGACUAUUCGAACCAUGAUGGCCGAGGUUACAGUGAAUGGCAGUGCCACUAAAGCCGACCUGACUUACUUGAAAUCUUUAGAGAGUCAAUUACGACGGUCUCUGGAAGAAGAUGGGAAAGACCUGGGAGAUAUUGAACAUAUCUAUCCGGCGACACCCUUGCAGGAAGGCAUGAUCAAUGAAAUGUUAUCAUCUGAUGGCCUUCACUAUUUCAACCAUGACAUCCUGCAGAUCAACGAAGAUGUGGACGUCACCAUGUUGAAGAAUGCAUGGGAAACUAUCGCGAAACGUCACCCAAUCUUGCGGACUUCCUUUGCCACGGUGCCUGACCCAAAUUUGCCUUUCUCUUAUGCACAACUCAUUCACAAAUCAAGCAUCAAAAUUGACUGGAAUAUUGUUGAUGUUGCAGAAAAUUCCAUUGAAUCAAUUAUUCAAGAGGAGCGAGCAAGGGCAUUGUCACUGGUAAUGUCAAAACCACUAUUCAACUUACGCCUCAUUCGAGAUAGAGCCAAACUGCUUCUUAUCCUUUCUCUGCCUCAUGCCAUGUACGAUGGAUGGUCACUCACCCUUCUCCAUCAAGACGUAGCGAGCGCCUACUCAGGCCAAUUUAGCGCACGCCCAUCCUAUCAACAUGUCCUUGAAGCUAUCAUCAGUUCAUCCAGAGAUGAAGGUCUGCAGUUCUGGAAAGGCGUACUCUCGGAUGCAGAGCCGAGUAUAUUUCCCCCACAGCCAGGUGCUGGUGGUCAAGGAGCGCUGGUGCACCGUGACGAGACUGCCUCCGAUAUACCACUCUCGCAUGUGUUGGACUUUUGCAAGGCCCACGGCGUUACAGCCCAAGCUCUUGGUCUUACAUGUUGGACCAUUGUCCUUGCCAGCUACCUGGGACAAUUGGACGUUCUAUUCGGCACAGUGAUGCUUGGACGAGACACAGAAGAAGCUUCAAAAAUUGCUUUCCCAACAAUGAAUACCGUUGCCGUCCGUGGAAUCCUACACGGUUCUGUGUCCGAGAUGUUAGAAUACGUGCAGAGGAAUCUGGGUAACAUGUUGGCGCAUCAACACUACCCACUACGAAAGAUCAAGUCUAUGAUGGGAGUAGGAAAUAAGGAUCUUUUCGAUACCCUUUUCAUCUACCAGAAGAGCCCUAGUUCGCAGGAAAGUCAAGAUAAGCCUCUCUAUAAAUCGAUUAACAGCUCAUCGAGUGUGGAGUAUUCCAUCUGUGUCGAACUAGAGGCUAUUGAUGACUCCGCUGUAUGGCGUGUUGCCUGCAAAGAUACCAUUUUAAGCAAGAAAGAUACCAGUCAACUUGUUUUGCAGCUGUUGCAAGUAUUCAAAGCUAUUAUUCAAUCACCAGAGAUGUCCACUGCAGACUUCGUAGAGGUUAGAGAACGGCCAACCCUUGAUAGUGUGACUCAAAACGGUGGUUCUUUACCUGACGGGCCCAGUGGUAUCGCCAUUGAGCCCGUAGUGUGGUCACUACUGGAAGACAGGAUCAGGGAUACCUUGUCACUAGUUGCUGCUGUACCAAAGGAGGAGAUCACCAGGAAUACCACCAUCUUCCAUUUCGGUAUUGACAGCAUCAGCGCUAUCAAGGUCUCUUCAUUACUCAGACGGCAGUCUGUGCUCAUCUCUGUUAGGGAUAUACUGCGAGCGGAGACUGUUGGAAAAAUGGCGGAGAUAGUCAAUUCUGCGCAGGAGAAGAAGCCAACAACUGCAACUUCAAGAGAAAAACUUUUGUCACCGCAAACGCUGAGGAAUAGCAACAUCGACCUACAGCUGGGGAAGUAUGGUAUGAAGCGAGAAGAUGUUGAGGCCUUCCUCCCGGCUACGGCAGGGCAGAUUUACAUGCUGGAGACCUGGAAGAACUCGCAUGGAAAGCUCUUCUUCCCAGACUUCUUCUACAGGGUUACUGGCCGCAUCACUCAGAGCCAGCUAGACAGCGCAUGGAAAGUGAUGACUGCCAAACUACCGAUACUUCGUACAACAAUACUCUCUAUUGGUGAUACCGACAUGCCUUAUGUACUGGCUGAGCUGAAGCAAGCUAGUAAUCCGAUAAUCUGGAGAUCCGAUCUGAGGGUUAAGUCGAAUCGUCGCCAUGUCGCGGCCAGACAGGGCUCUGGACUUGUCUAUCUAUAUGCUUCUCAAACUGAGACGGAGACUUUGCUGAUGCUACAUAUCCACCAUGCCCUUUAUGAUGCAGUGGUGCUUCAGCAUCUUAUCAAUAUACUUGAGUCACUAUGCCAGGGUGUGUCUACCCCGGUAAGUACGCCAGUAGACAUUGCAGAGUUUAUACAGUACGGCAAGGCUAUGUCUUCUGAAGCCCAGCAGGAGGCAUUCUGGAGGGGCUAUCUAGGAAGUGAUACUACUCCGGUUGCCCAAAAUGCUUCUGGGCCUGUGAUGGACGUCCAAGCCGGGGCAGGAAAGUACCAGCCAGGUCUCCUGGACAAUACCGACUGGCUGAACAAGAUCUGCCAGGCAGAAGGAUUAUCAGUGCAGGCCGUGUUCCUGGCAGCCUACUCCAAGGUACAUGUGAGAGAGUUCCAUGUCCGAGGAGCAGACUUGACGGUUGGUGUAUAUCUGGCCAACCGCUCCCACGACCUGGUGGGCCUUCCAGAGCUUGUGGCGCCAACACUGAACAUUGUACCACUCCGCAUCCAAGAUCCAGGGUCUCGCUCCGUGUUCGAGCUAGCGCGCAUCAUCCAGAGUGACCUGCAUGAAAUCGGUUCUGCCGAGAACUGCACCGUGUCGCUGGCCCAGAUAGCGGAGUGGACAGGAAUCAGGCUCGAUACGACAGUGAACUUCAUCAAGUUACCGGAGGUGGUGGCACAGGUAUCAACAGCGACGACCGGUGCCCCGCAACUAGUUCAGGUUACAGAGGAAGAGGUGCUCAAGUGGCAGAGCAAGGAAAGCUGCAACAGCAACGGCAGUGAGCAAGUGGAUGUGGCGGCAAAGGGCAGCAGCAGCAAGCUUUGGCUGGAAGAGAUGCUUGGAAUAGAGAGUGGAGUUGGAUUGGAGAACGCGGGAGAUGUUUACAAGGUAAGCCCCCCAGGGUCCCAAUUAUCCCAGGAUUCCCCUGAAAAGCAGGAGGCUAAUAACAAGCCAUCUCCACAGCCGUCCGUGGAUAUCGAGGCAGCGGUUAGAAACAACACGCUGGAUGUCGGGGUGUUUGGCCCCAGCAGCGACAAGGCUUUGGGGGUGCUGGACGGAGUCCGGCGUGAGCUCCUUGCCCUGCAGACGUCCAGCGCCAGGUGA
This is a messenger RNA of Trichophyton verrucosum HKI 0517, 15186 nucleotides long. Its product is annotated as nonribosomal siderophore peptide synthase SidC. The record is from RefSeq and is a predicted model, not a curated record. The coding region runs from base 1 to 15186 and encodes 5061 amino acids. Gene Ontology annotation, molecular function: phosphopantetheine binding; catalytic activity. Gene Ontology annotation, biological process: secondary metabolite biosynthetic process; amino acid activation for nonribosomal peptide biosynthetic process. The transcript is spliced from 8 exons. NCBI's taxonomy places the organism in Eukaryota, Fungi, Ascomycota, Eurotiomycetes, Onygenales, Arthrodermataceae. Gene Ontology annotation, cellular component: cytoplasm.